AUGGAGAAUCAUUACGAGAUACUCACCCCUCAGAGCACACCGUUGACCAAUGCACAAAGUUUGGCCCUGGCUGUAGGACAAAAACAGAGAGACGAGCAACAGGCGGCCGACCGUCUCGAUGACAGGCAGAAGUCACGGGCGCAGGAAUUGGCAUCGCACGGGAGUGUAGACAAUAUGAAAGUCAUGUCUCCCAGUCGACUACGCGAGCGACUGCGGGCCGAGCGAG
Molecule: messenger RNA, 226 nt
Organism: Sphaeroforma arctica JP610
Lineage: Eukaryota; Ichthyosporea; Ichthyophonida
Exons: 2
Source: RefSeq, a predicted model, not a curated record